Molecule: messenger RNA, 1650 nt
Organism: Caenorhabditis remanei
Lineage: Eukaryota; Metazoa; Nematoda; Chromadorea; Rhabditida; Rhabditidae
Exons: 3
Coding region: 1-1650 (549 amino acids)
Source: RefSeq, a predicted model, not a curated record
AUGGCAACUAUCGUCCAGUCUCAAAAACUCAAUCUUCACGAUGUCGCCAUCGUCCAAGCGCUCGUCUACACUUCCGAAUCAAAUUGUGCCGAGUUGAGAAGAACUUUCCAGUUAGAUUUGGCCGCUGGAUACAAUGAGGUUAAGAUUCAGAAUCUUCCAUUCGACUUGGUCCAAGACUCGAUUCGUGUCUCUGGAGCAGGAGAAGCUGUGAUUCAUGACGUUUCCGUCAAGAAUCAAGAAGGAGCUGACUUCGUUAUUCCGGAGAGAGUUUUGGCGAUCAAGGAGAUUUUCGAGGAGAAGGAGAGAGCAAAGGACAAGAUCAAUGAUAGCAGAACAGCUGUACAGAAGAGAAUCGAAGGAUUGGAUAAUCUGAUCACUGAAAUCGCGAAGCAUGGAAAAGACGGAAGUUUCCAUUUCGAUGGACGAACAAUCGAAAGUUUGAAUGCUCUUCAUGAUUAUCAUCAGGAGAAAACAGUGACUCUUCGUGCACAAAUUAGAACUCUCGAUCAAGAAUUCAGAAGAGCCGAAGAGGAGUUCCAUCGGGCCAGCCAAGAUUAUGACAAUACCGGAUACAGAUGGAGAAACUCAGCACAAUACGCCAGUAUUGUUGUAGAAUCAGAAGGAGGAUCAGUUGAAUUGACUAUUACUUAUCAAGUGAACAAUGUCGCAUGGUUCCCAUUCUACGAUAUCCGUGUCACUUCUGGAGAGGCCGCUGAAAUGCACAUAACUUAUUUCGGAAAGGUCCGUCAAUUCAGUGGAGAAGACUGGAAGAAUGUCCCAAUUGUUUUGUCAACUGCCAAGCCAGCUCAUGGUGUCAAGACUCUUCCAAAACUUGGAGCACUCGAGGCAUCGAUUGUUGUGCCGGAGCCAGAACACCAAAUGCGCGGUGGAUACAGUGGAAUGCAGAUGAUGGAGUGCGCAUCAUACGACGCUGCUCCCCAAAUGUUAGGAAGAGCCAUGUUCAAGACUGCUUCAGCCACAGUGAAAUCGAGUAACAUUGCCUCUGAAUUCAGCAUCGGACGCCCAGCAACAAUUGAUGACCGUACCGAAGAAUACAAAGUGAAUAUCGGUCAAUUCACUCUUCCAACCAAGCUUUCCAAUGUCACUGUUCCAUCAAGAAAUGCCGCCGCUUUCCUCGUUGCCAACUCUGUCAAUUCUUCUGAUUAUCCACUUGUAGCUGGACAAGCGUCUAUCUUCCUCGAUGGAGCUUUCGUCAAUAAAGGAGAAUUUGAAGAUGCAGUUGUAUCUCAGAAAUUUGAAGUCUCGUUGGGAGUCGAUCCAAACAUUCGUGUUGAUUACAAACCAGUGAGAAACUAUCAAGAACAAAGCGGAACUGUUGAGAAGAUCAACUCACAAGUCACCGAGAAAACAACUUCCGUUACUAAUCUCCGUCCAAAUACUGUUCUUCUCACUAUUCGUGAACAACUUCCAAGAUCUACUGAUUCCAGAAUUAAGGUGCGCCUCGAGUCUCCAGAAGCAAAGGAAGUCGCUGAAUCUAGCCCAGAGCCAGCUGUUGGAGCUGAAAUUACUCCAGAAAAGAUUCUCGAUUACACUGUUGAAUUGGCACCAGGACAGUCGGGAUCUUUCACUGUCAGAUACGUCACCGAGCAUCCACAAGCUGAACAAAUCAGCUACGAAGAGAAGUUCUAA